AUGGCCACCCCUAGUGUUCUCAACUUUGAUGCUGAGGCUCGGGCUGUCGCCUUUGAGUUCUCGGUCGAUGAUCUGCAGCUUUUCCUGCUGUGCGAUAGAAAAGAUGGUCUCUCACUGUUCGAUCUCACGUCUUGCUCCUCUGCUGCCCCUGCUGCCGAUGCUGACAGUACUGUUCGCUCACAGGACCACUUCCUCUCUGUUUGCCCCACCACACUUACUGUUGACCUCCUCGAGGAGCGCAACAUGGCAGCUGAGAAGAGUAUAGUUGCUGUAGAAGCCUCAUGUGGUGACCCUCGUGCCCCCUUCUUUGAGGGGUGCUCCCCCUCCCCCCUUUUGCCCUCUGUUGCCUCUGCUGCUGCCGUCGACCUCGUUGGCACCGAGUCGGUCGGCGCUGCGUCUGCCCCUAGCGGGAGACGCCGCAACGGCAAGGGCAAGGAGGGCAAGGGCGCUGGAGGAGCUGGCGGGGGCGGUGGAGGUGGCGGUGGAGGCGGCGGAGGGGGUGGGGGUGGCGGUGGGAGUGGUGGCGGGGGUGGGGGCUUCGGUGGCGGCGGUGGAGGCGGAGGCGGCGGCGGCGGUGGCGGUGGGAGCGGCGGUGGCGGCGGUGGAGCUGGUCAGGGUGGUUUGUGCAGCGGGGCGGCUUAG
This is a messenger RNA of Closterium sp. NIES-65, 642 nucleotides long. The record is from the annotation of a GenBank genome assembly. Lineage: Eukaryota; Viridiplantae; Streptophyta; Zygnematophyceae; Desmidiales; Closteriaceae.